AUAUUACCGACGGCAUAGUAAUUUUGCUCUGUGCGUGCGAAAAAAGGAAGAAAGGAAAGGAGGAUUGUCUUCAACGUAGUGCCGUUACAAGAAGGAAGGCACUGGCACAUUCUUAAUUUUAUUCUCCCUACACUUUGUCCCGGUACCGCGUCAUUAACCUGGCGAAGGGUUGAACGGUUAAAAUGGAGGCGGACAGAUCCGGCGGAGGACCAAACCCGAACUUCGGAGGCGGCAGCGGUGGAUCAGGGCGCAACCCAAACGGGCCCAAAGCACCAACGGGCCAGUCAGCACCAGUAGCUGCUACUGCUAUGGCGGCAGCGGCAGUCGGGGCCAUGCCCGGAUCGUCACACCUCCGCGAAUCACAGCAGGACAGCGAUUCGGGAAUGACUCUUCCCGGGAUCCUGCACUUCAUCCAGUACGAGUGGGGACGCUUCCAGGCCGAGAAAUACCGCUGGGAGGCAGAGAGAGACGAACUUCGGGCUCAGGUAGCAUUCCUUCAAGGUGAGCGUAAAGGACAGGAAAAUAUGAAACAAGACCUAGUAAGACGGAUUAAAAUGUUGGAAUACGCUCUAAAACAAGAAAGGGCCAAACACCAGAAGCUGAAGACAGGAAAUGAUCUAAGUCCAGGUGACAAGAAGCCAGAGAUGGAAGCAGAACCAAUUCCCAAUGGCCCAGCUGAGUCAGAUUCUGAGCCAGCCAAUCAGAUGUCAUGGAAGGAGGGACGUCAGCUACUACGCAAAUACCUCGAGGAAGUUGGUUACUCAGACACAAUACUCGACAUGCGUUCAAAGCGAGUGCGCUCACUGCUCGGGCGGAACAGCCCCGAAGCAAACGGGCCGCCACCUCCUGAAUCUUCUCCGGAGCCUGACACACGAGCAAGUGGAGAAUCCUUGUUGGUCAGACAGAUAGAAGAGCAAAUUAAGAGGAAUGCAGGCAAAGAAAGCUCCAAGGAACGUCUCAGCGGCUCGGUAAUCGAUAAAAUUCCUUUCCUGCAUGGAUGCGAGGACGAUGACGAGGACGACAGCGACGAAGAGGACGACUUUCAAGGCAUGGCGACAGACUGCAUUGACGGCCCUCGCAAGAGCAAAAAGUCUCGAGUAAAGAUGGUUUCAGAGCCCAUGACCACAGACCUAGACCCGGAAGACGAGGAGGAUGAGGACGACUCUGAAGACGCCUUGAGUGAAUUUGACUUUCUGGGCUCCGGGGAGGAUGGGGAGGGGGCGGGAGAGGCCAGGAUUUCAGGGGACGGACGGGAGUUAGAGAACCGCAGGAACAAGUUGCAAGGCAUGAUGUCGGACUUCCCCGCAAAACCUGCCCCACCGCCCUCUGUAUCGGGACAAGCCCGCUCUGGAGAAGGUGGUGCCUUGGGUUUCUCCUCAGAUGUUUUCAUCAUGGAUGCAGUCGGAGGCGGUGACAUGAACUUGGGUGAACUGGCUGAUCUCACCGUCGCCAAUGACAACGAUCUCUCCAUGGAUAUGCAGGAUAACAGAGAGGAGUUCAAGAAGACGUGGAACCCCCGUUUCACACUACGUAGCCACUUCGAUGCCAUCCGUGCUUUGACGUUUCACCCCAGUCAAGCGGUGCUGCUCACAGCCUCUGAGGAUGGAACAUUAAAACUGUGGAACCUUAAUAAAUCUAUGCAUUCUAAGAAGAACGCCGCGUUAGAUGUUGAGCCCAUCUACACGUUUCGAGCGCACAGUGGUGCAGUUUUGUCACUAACUAUGGGAGAAGAUGGAGAUUCCUGCUACAGCGGAGGCCUGGAUGGAAGCGUGCGGUGUUGGAAGAUGCCAGACCUCAACGUGGAUCCGUAUGACAACUACGAUCCUGGUAUCGAGAGCAGCGUGCUAGCAGGCCAUGAAGACAGCGUGUGGGGUCUCACAUACUCUGCAGUCCAACAUCGGCUUGCAUCGUGCUCAGCGGAUGGCACCAUUCGCAUCUGGGACCCACGGAACUCUGCCCCCUGCCUGUCUGUCUUCAACAAGGAGAGAGAACAUGGAACGCCCACCUCAGUGGCCUUCGUGGCCUCUGACCCCAACCAAGUGGUUGUGUCAUUUGACGCAGGCGAAACUCUUCUCUACGACCUGAACACCGAGCAGAGUGUCACAGCACUAGAGACGCAGACCAAGGAUGGAAGUGAACUAAUUAACCGUGUGGUCAGUCACCCAUCUGAGCCCCUCUCUAUCACUGCACACGAGAACCGCACCAUCCGCUUCUUAGACAACAAAACGGGUAAAGUGGUCCACUCCAUGGUGGCUCACCUGGAUGCAGUUACAUGUCUUACUACAGAUCCUAAAGGCACUUACCUCAUCUCUGGCAGCCACGACUGCUCAGUACGCCUAUGGAUGCUCGACAACAGGACGUGCGUCCAGGAGAUUACUGCCCACAGGAAGAAACACGACGAGGCCAUUCACGACGUGGCCUUCCACUGCUCUCAGCCCUUCAUUGCCAGCGCCGGCGCCGACGCACUUGCCAAGAUUUUUAUCUGACUGAACUUCGGUUUGAUCUAACACCCGCAACUGGGCUGAAAGAGACUACAGUGGACGCCAGUUCUCUACAGACAUACAGUUACUCUCUUACGCAUACACACACAUACAGGCGUACACACACACACUGUUGUCCUGCACCCCACUGGCUGGGUUAUUGUCACAGGACGUCACCUCCCCUCACUUCCUCACUGUUUUAUGCCUCAGUGACUUCUUGUUAUAUGAACCACACUGCUUUGUUUUUUAACUCAAGAAGCUCUUAGCUGCAGCUUCAGAUAAGAUCUUUUUCUAUACUACAAUACGCUUUUCCUUUUUUGUCUGUUUUUUUUCUUGUAAUUCUGAGUAUCAAUGGUUAUAUUAAGACGGCAUGGGCACUCAUGCUUUCUAACUAAAUGAUCAUGUUUUAAGGAGUAUCACCAAGUAGACUCGUGCAUGGUGCACUAAUGCAAAGCGUCAAUCUCGUGUGGCUGACCAGGGGAUUUAGUUGUGUUAUCUAAAGGUGGAAUCGGUGUGUGUGUGUGUGUGUGUGUGUGUGUGUGAGUUUGUCACAUUCCAAAGACUCAAUGAGCAGUGCGACUGCUUUAUUUUUUCAAUUCAAGGUCCGAGAAUGUUCAACAUGCCAGUGUUUAAACUUUAUAGCUUUAAUUUUAUCUUGGCCAAGAGCCCACGACCCAGUAUCACUGUAUAAGUGUCGUACAGAAUGUUCAUCCCCGUGACUUUCUCCUCAUUUGAAGCCGAUGUUGCACUUGUAAAUCAGUAGUGUGAGAGCACAGUUCAAAGUUGGGGGGAGGGGAUGCAGUAUAAGGCCAGUUUGCGCAUUCCCAGCAAAUUGUGGUAUUUGCUGAUUUUUACUAUACAGGGGUGUGUGUGUGUGCAUGUGAGUGUAUGCGCUCUAGUCAAAUCAUGGUGCUACGAAAGCCUGAGUUAGUUCAGGGACAUUUUUUUUGCGCUUGAGAGAUUUGCAGUGUUGACGUCACUGUUGAAUCAUUUCAAUGACUUGUCAUUCAUUUCACAAUGUUGACUUUUCUAAAUUCCUCAUCAGUGGGAUUUGAGUGUGAGCUAGAUUCCUUGCUUGCUUCCUCACAUCGCGUUGUCAUUUCAUUAGUAGUCGUUGUUCUGCUUUUAGACUUAAAAAAAAAAAAAAGAGAGAGAGAGAGAGAGAAGCCCAAUGUCAGCGUAGUGAAAUUCCCACUUGUAUGGCGUGUCUAAGUUGAACAAAAGACAAAACGGUUCCCAGGGGUAAUAAAACGGUUAUGUUGUAAUGCAUUAUGACAUUGAUCAUAGGAAGCAAUCUAAUGAGGAGUAAUGGAAGAACUUCAGUUUGACUUUGUAAUCCUCGUAAAAAAUGUUCUGCUUUUAUAGGGACAUGAUUACAAAAAAUGGACAGAAUUUCUAGGCGCAACCACAGCGUUGAGGAUGUUCGGGUCGGUGGCCUCAGCUUUGCAUCUCUGCUUUUUGCAGAUGAUGUGCUGCUGUUGGCUUUAUCCAGCCGUGACCUCCAACUUUCACUGGAGUGGUUUGCAGCCGAGGGUGAAGCGGUUGGGAUGAAGAUCAGCACCUCCAAAUCAGAGACCAUGGUCCUCAGCCGGAAAAGGGUGGCGUGCCCUCCGGGUCGGGGAUGAGAUCCUGCCCCAAGUGGAGGAGUUAGUAUCUUGGUCUUGUUCACGAGUGACGGUAGGAGGGAGCGGGAGAUCGACAAGCGGAUUGUGGCAGCAUCUGCAGCGAUGCGGACUCUGCACCGGUCCGUAGUGGUGAAGAAGGAGCUGAGCCGAACGGCGAAGUUCUCGAUUUACCAGUCAAUCUACUGUACGUUCCUACCCUCACCUAUUGUAACGAGGUGUAGGUUGUGACCAAAAGGACAAGAUCCCAGAUACAAGCGGCCGAAAUAAGUUUCCUCCGCAGGGUGUCCGGGUUCUGCCUUAGAGAUAGGGUGAGAAGCUCGGUCAUCCGGGAGAGACUCUGUGUCGAGCCGCUACUCCUCCACGAGCUUAUUUGAGGUGGCUCGGGCAUCUGGUUCGGAUGCCUCCUGGACGCCUCCCUGGAGAGGUGUUCCUGGCAUGACCCACCGGCGGGAGGCCCCAGGCACGGCACAGGACACGCUGGAGAGACAGUGUCUCUUGGCCGGCCUGGGAAUGCCUUGGAAUCCCGUCAGAGGACCUGGUUGAAGUAGCUGGGGAGAGGAAAGUCUGGGCUUCCCUGCUAAAGCUGCUACCCCUGCGACCCGACCCCGGAGUAAGCGGCAGAUGAUGGAUGGAUGGAUUACAAAAAUGGGAUGGUUGCCUGUCUGUAUUCUUUAGCAGUUUCAAUAUGUAAGUCAACUUUGUGUUCUGUAGAAAUCAGAUUUAAACAAUCACUUUAUUGAUUAUGCCCAUCUGAGAAGUGACUGAAAAUUUUGUGAUAAAGGUCCGUUUUGCAACUCUUAAGAUAACAGGGUACCUUAGAGAAUAGUGUUAAACGUUCCUAAUCAGCAGGGGAGUCCAGCAUUGAGAGUUUACCGCAAAAAGGGAUGCCAUUUGUCCCUCUCUGUUUAUUCUUGUAAAACUUUAACAAUGAGAUUUUUCUGGCAAAACAAAAAUGCAACUGAAUUAGCAGAUGCUCCAUGCAUAACUGGCUCUUGUUUGUUUCAUUGUUGUUUUCUGAUAAAAAGUGUUUUGGCUAUUGAUUUUUACAAUUUUCCAGCCUUUUUCUGUUAGAUAAACAGUUACAGUGACGGAAAUAAGUAUUUGAACACCCUGCAAUUUUUGCAAGUUCUCUAACUUGAAAUUUUCAUGGUAGGUGCUUGUCCACUGUGAGAGACGUUUAAAAAAAAUAAAUAAAAUAAAAUAAAUCUAGAAAUCAUUUUUUAAACAAUUUAUUUUUUACUAUACUGCUGCAAAUAAGGGCAACUAACAGGUCUUUGAGGUUCAUGAUUCUAGCUAAUAGACAAGUGUUCAAUUACUUAUUUGAAAAAGUCCACCUCCACUCCAAUUAUUAUCCUAAACAAGUGGAGUGGAGGUGGACUUUUUGAGUCGGACUUGUUGUUACAGGAAACGUCUGACCUCUGUAAUUGUAAACAAAGGCUACUCUACCAAAUAUUGACAUUGAUUUUCUCAGGUGUUCAAAUACUUAUUUGCAGCAGUAGCCUAUAUUACAAGUAAAUUGUAAAAAAAACCAUACACUGUGAUUCCUGUUUUUUUUUUUUUUUUUGUAAAUUGUUACUUACAGUGGCCAAGAAGCUACCAUGAAAAUUUUAAACCCAUCCAUCAUUUCCAAGUGGGAGAGCUUGCAAAAUCACAGGCUUUUCUAAUACGUAUCACCUUAUGACUUGACCUUAAAAACAAACAAACAAACAAACAAAACGGCCAUGUGUGGCUCUCUUGGUUCUGUUUUGAUACAGAAAAAAAGACAACCCAUCAGACAGGAGGCGUGACUUUUGUGGUGUCAAUCAUUUUUGCGCAUUCACAGGCACACUCAUUGCAGGAAACACCCCACUUGCUUUUGAAUGCAAUUUUUUUUUUUUUUAAGCUUGUGAAACAAACAUGAUAAUAACCGCCCCUCAAUUAUGACACAAAACAAAUGGUGGCCUGUUGAUGUAGCAAUUAUGAUGGUUAACAUAAUGACAUUGAAAACACAUUUAAAAAAAACACAUGACAGAAGUGCAACAUUGCAAUUUACUGGUCUUUUUUGACAAGCCUGUUGUGUAAACACUUUACUGGACUAACAAAUGUCUAUUUUCCCGUUAGGCUUAUUCACAACGAUCAGUCGGAGGUUUAUGCCGCUUGCCCAUUAUAAGGUUGUGUAGGCUCCAUCUCACUCAUGACUUAAUGGUUUGCUGAAGGCCAAACUGAGCACUGCCUUUGAGUGCAAACAAAUCAGUGAAACGCGUAACACAAAAGGAAAGUCUGCGGAAAUAUAGACAACGCCCUCCUGCGUGCUGAAAAAGUCCCAUUUCUCUUUUGUUGGAUCUCUUUUGAUUCUGAAUGCAACUCAAGAUGUAAAAUUUUGAAUCAUUUGUAUUAUAAAUUAAUCAUUCUUCCUUACUAGGCAUAGGACUCGCUUGUGAUUGAUAAUGACAGUGUACAACUUGUUUAAAAAAAUGCAAAAAAAAAAAAAAAAAAUCAAGAAAAUGGUGGAAAACAUUAUCAGUCAGAGGCCAAGAUAAAAGACUCAUUGUUUUUAUUUUUUUAUUAGCAAUUUAUCACUGUGUGAUACUUUGUACAUCAUAUUUAGCUGUAUUCAAACUAUUUCCUCUAACUACAAUGGACAAGAGACCUGCUUUUUUAUUAUUAUUAAUUUGGUUUAGUUAUAUAUUUUUGAACUGCAUUCGAGCUUCUAUCAAAUGACUCCUGUUAUGUUUUUGUUUUAUGGGCUGCUUGUUGUAUGUCAGAUAAAAGGAUAAAAAAUGAUUUUGUACAGGAA
Messenger RNA from Corythoichthys intestinalis (scribbled pipefish), 6881 nucleotides. It is a transcript of the gene strn4, whose product is annotated as striatin, calmodulin binding protein 4. Gene Ontology annotation, cellular component: dendrite. Gene Ontology annotation, molecular function: protein-containing complex binding; protein phosphatase 2A binding; calmodulin binding. NCBI's taxonomy places the organism in Eukaryota, Metazoa, Chordata, Actinopteri, Syngnathiformes, Syngnathidae. The record is from RefSeq and is a predicted model, not a curated record. Bases 183 to 2486 code for a protein of 767 amino acids. The transcript has 18 exons.